GUCUUCCUUGCAGAGUUGCAGUCUUUUGAUUCUGGGAAGUAAUAUCUGUCGUGAGAAUCCAACGUUUGACUAUUAGAGAGAAGAAGCUUGAGUUCGUUCCCUGCUGGAUUUACCUCGUUGAGAGGGUUUUGCUCUGGAACCCAACUAGGGUUCUACUCACUUGGUCAGGCUGAUGAUCCCAUCUAUUGUUUUGCCCUUGAUUCAUGGAUUUGCGAACUGUGUUGCUGUUUGCUGAACGGAAGAGUAGGAAACGAUUAGUGUGUGGGACGUCAUAAACAGGACCAAAAAUGAGAUGCGACAAGCCAAUUUGGAUUAGACAUGAAGGAAUGCAAAUAUUUUCCGUUGACAUUCAACCCGGUGGUCUUAGGUUUGCAACUGGCGGUGGAGAUCACAAGGUGCGGAUAUGGAACAUGAAAUGUUUGGAUAAGGAUUCAGAGAAUGACCAAUCAACUCAGAAGUUGCUAGCUACCCUCCGUGAUCACUUUGGGUCAGUUAACUGUGUUAGGUGGGCAAAGCAUGGCAGGUAUGUUGCAUCAGGGUCUGACGAUCAGGUGAUCCUGAUUCAUGAGAGGAAGCCAGGGUCAGGCACCACUGAGUUUGGUAGUGGAGAGCCCCCGGAUGUAGAGAAUUGGAAAGUUAUAAUGACUUUGAGAGGACACACUGCAGACGUGGUAGAUCUUAAUUGGUCUCCAGAUGACUCAAUAUUGGCCAGUGGGAGUUUGGAUAACACAAUUCACAUCUGGAACAUGAGCAAUGGUAUCUGCACUGCUGUCUUAAGGGGUCACUCAAGCCUAGUUAAAGGCAUUGCUUGGGAUCCCAUUGGUUCUUUCAUCGCCAGUCAGUCAGAUGACAAGACUGUCAUUAUUUGGCGAACAAGUGAUUGGAGUCUUGCCCAUAAGACAGAGGGGCAUUGGGCAAAAUCUCUUGGUUCAACCUUUUUUAGGCGGCUCGGAUGGUCACCAUGUGGCCAUUUUAUCACCACAACUCAUGGUUUUCAGAAGCCCAGGCAUUCUGCACCUGUACUGGAAAGGGGGGAAUGGUCUGCUACUUUUGAUUUCUUAGGGCAUAAUGCCCCAAUUAUAGUUGUAAGAUUUAACCACUCAAUGUUCCGGAGGAACUUCACAAAUGGUCAGGAAGUAAAAGCUGUAACUGCUGGAUGGUCUAACGGGGCCUCUAAGACUGCACCAAAAGAAUCACUGCCAUACAAUGUGAUUGCAAUUGGGAGUCAGGACCGCACUGUAACUGUAUGGACAACUGCAAGUGCCCGUCCUCUCUUUGUUGCCAAGCAUUUCUUUACUCAAAGUGUUGUAGAUUUAUCCUGGAGUCCUGAUGGUUAUUCACUCUUUGCCUGUUCCUUGGAUGGGACAGUGGCAACUUUCCACUUUGAGGUUAAGGAGGUUGGACAUCGAAUAAGUGAUGCUGAAUUGGAUGAGUUAAAAAGAAACCGCUAUGGUGAUGCUAGAGGACGACAGGCAAACUUAGCUGAAAGCCCAGCUCAGUUAUUGCUUGAAGCAGCAUCAGCUAAGCAAUCUGCCGGUAAAAAGGUCACUUCCAGUGUCCAACAGAACCACACAUCUGUAAAAUCUUCAGGGGAUCCUGGGGUCCCGAAUGUUAGUCAGACAAUUCUUAAGUCUUCUGAUUCCCAACCUGAUGAUGGAAACAAAAAUGGAGGAGCCAGUGGUGAGGAGUUAAACAAAGUACCAAGUACUGCCCGGAUUUCUAAUCCCGUGAAGCAAAGGGAGUAUAGGCGGCCUGAUGGCAGAAAGAGGAUUAUUCCAGAAGCAGUUGGUGUGCCUGUUCAUCAGGAAAAUAUCUCUGGUGGGACCACAGAUCAAGCACUUGAUUUCCAUCCUGCGGAUCAGCGAAAAUGUGAUACUGGGGGGGUUCUUGCUGAUGUUGGCACCCGGGAAGGUUCUCUUAAAAGACCAUUUAGUGGGAACUCUGAAGCAAACCAUUCUGGUGUUAAGGAGCGCUCCGGGAUCACUGCUAGGGCAACCAUUAGUGAAAGCCUUGUUAUUGAAAGGGUGCCAGUCUCUUCAGGUGCAGAUGGAACAAUCAAUGUAGAAAAGUCAGGAGUUGUGAAGGCUUGUGGUUCAGAGGUUGCUUGCAGCAGUACUGCUCUUUCAAUCAGGGUCUUUGAUAAGAAAGAAGGGGAAGAUUCCAUCCCAGUUUGCUUGGAAGCUCACUUUGUCGAGCGAGCUGUUAAUGACAUUGUUGGGGUUGGAAAUACAUUUACGACUAAAGAAACAGAAGUUAUAUGUACAAGAGGGGCCCAAGCACUGUGGUCUGACAGAGUGUCUGGGAAAGUAACCGUCUUAGCUGGAAAUUCCAAUUUCUGGGCUGUUGGGUGUGAAGAUGGCUGUCUCCAGAUAUACACAAAGUGCGGAAGACGAGCCAUGCCCACCAUGAUGAUGGGGUCAGCAGCAAUAUUUAUAGACUGUGAUGAAUGUUGGAAAUUGUUGCUUGUCACAAGGAGGGGAUCAUUAUAUGUAUGGGAUCUGUUCAAAAGGACAUGUCUUCUGCAUGACUCACUGUCUUCUUUGAUCACUUCCAGUCCUAGCUCAUCCACCAAAGUCACAGGCACAAUUAAAGUUAUAUCCAUGAGGUUCUCAAAGUCUGGUUCACCUCUUGUUGUUCUGGCCACCCGUCAUGCUUUCCUUUUUGAUAUGAGCUUGAUGUGUUGGCUGAGGAUAGCAGAUGAUUGCUUCCCAGCAUCAAAUUUUGCUAGUUCGUGGACUUUAGGUUCAAUUCAGAGUGGUGAGCUAGCUGCUUUGCAGGUGGAUGUUGGGAAAUUCUUGGCUAGAAAGCCAAGUUGGAGCAGAGUGACAGAUGAUGGGGUGCAGACGCGGGCACAUCUGGAGGCUCAGUUGGCUUCUUCACUGGCAUUGAAGUCCCCUAACGAAUAUCGUCAGUGCCUUCUCUCCUACAUACGUUUUCUGGCAAGAGAAGCAGAUGAGUCCCGCUUACGGGGAGUCUGUGAGAGCUUUCUUGGGCCUCCAACAGGGAUGGCAGAGUCCACGCCAUCAGAUGUCAAGAAUGCAACAUGGGAUCCUUGUGUGCUGGGAAUGAAAAAGCACAAACUUCUAAGAGAAGAUAUACUUCCAGCCAUGGCUUCAAACAGAAAAGUGCAACGGUUGCUCAAUGAGUUUACGGAUCUCCUGUCAGAGUAUGAAAGUGCUGAAAUCAAUGUGGAUCAAACAAACUCAGUACCACCAUCAAUAGAUGAAGUGGAUACCGGUCCCCCAUUGACAGAGCAAAUGGAUUCUUCCCAACUAGUAAAGGAGCCUGGUUUACCACCGACUGAUCAAAUCGAUUCUUCCACACUGGCAAAGGAGACUGAUUUAGCAUGGACAGAACAAUUGGAUUCUGACCCACCUGCAAAGGAUAGUGAUUCUUGAAUCUCGGCAUCACUCAACCAU
Telopea speciosissima is the source of this 3419-nucleotide messenger RNA. Its product is annotated as protein HIRA. Lineage: Eukaryota; Viridiplantae; Streptophyta; Magnoliopsida; Proteales; Proteaceae. The transcript is spliced from 10 exons. The coding region runs from base 288 to 3398 and encodes 1036 amino acids. Gene Ontology annotation, cellular component: nucleus; HIR complex. Gene Ontology annotation, biological process: regulation of DNA-templated transcription; DNA-templated transcription; chromatin remodeling. Gene Ontology annotation, molecular function: nucleosome binding; protein binding. The record is from RefSeq and is a predicted model, not a curated record.